UCUUGUUUCUAGCCAUAUUUUCGACCAAACAAAACCAGCUUUUCUUUUGAAAUAUGGCCGACGGAAACUUCUGUGAUUUCCAGGGACCAAUAGACACAUCUAUGAUGUCCAGUUUGCCGGGUUUUUGGGAACGCACGGCACACGAAAGUUAUGGAGUCGGUGCUCUGGAAUGUCUGGCAGAAUGUGCACAGCUUGAGAAAGACGUAGUCGCAGCUAGUAACGCAAACAACAAUCAAGAGUUCUGUAGGUCGAGUAGCAAGUUGAUCUUCCGUUUAAUCAAACAAAAUGGCCACAACAGUGACGGCAUCGCUGCGGCUGAUUCCACAGUCGCUGAUGUCAACAAAGACUACUACAACAAUUGUGCACUUAAUGGAAGUCCCGAUGACUCGAAGGAACUACAGAUGGCGGGGGUGAGUGGUGGACCGAUGGGGUUGUCUGCCCUUCACCAGAACAUGUUAGCGAAGCCCGUCCCCAUGAAGAGAUUAUCAGAGAAAUGUAUCGUACAGGCACGGGCCUGUCUCGAGUCGUCCAUUGGGAUGGACCGUAACAUGUGCAAACCACCAUCAAUGAUGCAAACUUGUGCAGACAAUACCGACUCCAAACCCUGAGUGAGUGCUCUGCAAG
This is a messenger RNA of Gigantopelta aegis, 624 nucleotides long. RefSeq lists its product as uncharacterized. NCBI's taxonomy places the organism in Eukaryota, Metazoa, Mollusca, Gastropoda, Neomphalida, Peltospiridae. The transcript has 5 exons. The coding region runs from base 54 to 608 and encodes 184 amino acids. The record is from RefSeq and is a predicted model, not a curated record.